AGGAGGGUGGUGGAGAGAAUCUAAACAGACCCAUAUCCUGAACUUCACCAAAAAAAUUCCAUAAAAAGAUAUAAAUGAGAGAAGAUAGACCCAGGUGUCGACAAAUCUCUUGUCCCUUCUCUUGUAAUUUUGUGCUUCUCUCUCCUCCAUCUUCCUUUCUUGUAAGACUGGCCCAGCAGAUCCAAAUCUCCGAUUUUUCUUUUCAGUUUUCUACGCUCCAUGACGAUCUAAGCCGUCUUUCAUGGCGUUUCCACAACACCCAUUUCCUUGUUUCAGCUCUCUGAGGCUCUGUGCUCUGUUUUCUGGCUCAUGGGUUUUUCUAGAUUCUUCUUCUUUUCUUUUGGGUACUGUGGAACAUCAAGUUAUGAGUUGUUCAAAUGAGUGAAUUUGUAGUGGGUUUUUGAAGCUAGGUUCUGGGUGUGAUGUGAGGUCAAUGUCGGGAAUUGUAAUGGAUACACAGUGUACAAGCUUCCUCCCUGGAUGUUACUCCACUAGAGAUCUUAAAGUGGGUGCUAAUAGUGGUACAUGGCCCCCGUUUAAUAAUGAUAGAACCCCGAAGAGUGAGCACACUUACAGUAUUUUAUUGCCACCACCUGCUACAAACCAAUAUUCAGGGUGUGACAAGAAAAUGAUGAGGCAGACAAUGCUCAUGCAGGAAGCCACAUUUAGGGAUCAGGUCCAAGAACUCCACCGCCUUUAUAGAAGACAAAGGAAAUUGAUGGAUCAACUUGCAGGGAGAGAAAUAUCUGAACAUCAAUUGCAUUUACAGACUUUUCAGUCAAAUCCUUUAAUGUCUCAAAAUUCAUUUGAGUAUCCCGAUAAGACAUGGCAAAUUCCAAGUAUGCCCUGGAUAAAUCCUGCUGGCAGUAGACCAUCCGUUUCAAAUGCUGAAAACUUGAAAGCAUCAUCAAAUUUAUUGAACAGAGCAGGUCUUGGGCCUGCACAAACUGAGAAAAGUUUGAAAGACUGCAACUUGUUGGAAUAUAAAUGCAAGAACACUAAAAGAAGAAUAUUGGAUCUUGAACUUCCAGCUGAUGAGUACAUCAAUAGUGAAGAACGGGAGGGUUUCAGAGAAGAAAAGGUUUCUGUAUUUCCUGAGGGGUCAUUUAACCCUCCAAAGGGAAUGUUAGAGGUCUUUCCGAAGAGUGAUUUAAAACUGUUUCCUUGCGAAGGUCAGUUCAACUCUGUUUACCAAGGAGGUUCUUCCACUCAUGCUUUUUCUAGGGGAACCGAUGAUUCAUCUGGUGUGAAUGGACCCAUUUGGCUCAAGGAUGCAGCAACUCCAAGUUCUGUUAAUUUUCUAGGCUCUGACACCUACCACAGGAAGAUCCCGUGCUGGGAUCUGGAUCCAUCUGCAAAGUUAACCUCAGGCUUCCAAAUUCUUUCGAAGGAAGUUGCCCACAAUAUUGAGACAGGAAGGAAUACUGAAGUUUCAAAGGUUAUUAAUCUAGACAUUGACAGGCAAUGGCAGCUGCUACCUCACAAUGAGGAAGCUGGGCAAAGCAGAAUGAACAUGAAUUCUCUCCCUCAAAUUUCCACCCCUGGAAAAUUACCCAUGCCAUCUAAAUCAUUACAAGCUGAACUUCGAACUGAAAUUGGAAUGGUCAAUCAAUUGAAUAAGUGUGAUGGAAAUUUGUGGAGUGGAAGAACAAAUUUUAGCUUAGAAACCUGUAUAAGGAAUGAUGUCAUCAACGACAAUUAUCCGGGACUGGUUGAUUCUUUCACAUCCAGCACAUGUCAACUUGUUUCUCAGUCUAGUGUGGCCAAAUAUGAGCCAGCUUCAUUAUCCCCUCAGAGAAAGCCAAUACAUAGCUUUAGGCAGAACCCUAUAGCAGUUCAAGCGCUUCCUUGCUUUAAUGUCCCCAUGCAAUUGAAUAAGAGUUCUAAAUCAUCUUUGGGGUGUUCUGGGCUUAAAGGAAACAACUUUCAUGUGAGCAGAAACUCAAGAUGUAGUAGCCCAAGUGGGGGGAGUGUUAGCCAUCUUGGGAACAGCUUUAAUCACCUGAACUGCAGUAGUGCAAAUGGUUCUGCUUCUAAACUCAAUAACCUUACAAAGUAUGCUCGGGAUUCAGAUUGUAAGGAUGAAAAUUCUGCAAAGGGUGUGGACUUGAAUUUAAUGCCUCCUAGCUGUUUGUUAGAAAUUCCAGGUUCUCAACCAAAAUUUGGUACUGCAACUGGUGUAAAGAAGUUUGAGGAAUUGGUUGGGGAUUUGCCUUGGCUUAGAGAAAAACCAGAUUACAAUGUGAAAACCAGUAAGGAAAUUGAAGAUUUCACCCGGAUAGAUUCAGUUGAGCCAAAAAGUUUUCAGACAACUGACUGCUUGAGUAAUGAAAAGAGUUUUGGAUCUUCCAACUUUGAUAAGCCUCAUGUUUGCCAGUUUUCUGCUCUUACUUCUCCGUACAGGUCUCAUCCUAGUCCAUCUGAAGACAAGGACAUUGGGAAAAGUGAAAAUUUUGGGGAACUCGAUAUUAACUUGCUUCACAAUCCUGCAUCCAACUCAGGAGAACGGUGCACUGUGGAUGAUCUGGUAGAGGUUCCAGCUGAUAAAAUGACUUUGGGGGUUGGAAAUCACAUCGACUUGAACUCCUGCAUAAAUGAAGAUGAUUUGUCAGCAAAGCAUACUGUUCCUACGGUUGUGAUGAAAGCAUUAGAAGAAAUAGAUUUGGAAGCACCCGUGAGUCCAGAAAACAAGGAAUCUUCCCCACCUAGAGGAAAAUUGGAGAAAAACCAACUUGAAACACACCUCCAGCUCUUAAAACAGGAUCAUGAGGACCCACAGGAGGAACUUAUUAGGAUGGCAGCAGAGGUUAUAGUUGAGUUUUCAUCAUUUGGGUUACAGAAAUCCUUGGAAGACGCUGCUUGUGAGCCUUUGGUAGCUUGUCCCGGUGAUUCCCUCCAGUGGUUUGCCGGGGUAGUCUCUUCUGCAGCUGGUAAUGUAGAGAAUGAGAUGGGAGUAGUUUUGAGUGGUGAUCACAAGGAGCUUUCAUCCGGGAGUGAUUCCUUUGAGCGCAUGACGAUGAAGCUGACAGAGACAGAAGUGGAAGAGAAUUGUUGUGGGAAGAAUGGGCAAAAAGAGGAGGAAACUGGUGAAAUUUUAUCACCAAGUCAGCCAAAGAGGGGCCGGUCAAGGAAGGGGAGGCUGCACCAGGACUUUCAAACAGACGUUCUACCAUCUCUCGCCUCUUUAUCGAGGCAUGAGGUGAAGAAGGAUCUUCAAACAAUUGGAGGGCUGAUGGAAGCUGCGGCUACUCUUCUGGUGACUGGUUCAGGAAGAAGAAAUGGAGGAAGAAAUGGGUGCACAAAAGCAAGGAGGCGGUCAAGUGUUUCCCCUUCCAAUGUGAUAGGGAGCACAUCGCCCUCACUUUUGAAGCAACAAAGCAAUGACUGCACUGUUCUCACAUUUGGGGCAAGAAGUCUAACAGGAUGGGGGAAGAAAAAUAGACGGCAGCGGGGUCAGAGAUUUCCAGCUAGGAAUCCUGCCGUCAUAUUUUGCUGAGCUGAGUGCUAAGGGAGAGAUUUUGGUUUCACUUAGGAAGAAGGUAAGAAGGGGGUUCUGCAGGUUUGAGUUUAUUAAGAAGGUAAGAAAGGGGGCUUCUACACUUUUGAGUUUAUUAAUGGACAAUUUGAUUGUACAUGUCUUCAUAGCCCAAAAAUAUUUUGGGGCUGUCUGAUUAUAUUGUAUAAGCAUGCAUGGGUGCAUGUGUAGUUAAGAAAAGGAAAAGUAGGCAAACCCAGUGCAUGAGUAAUUACCAUAUAUCUUAAACUGUGAGAGCGAAGUUAUUUACCAAUGGAGGAUCUGUUAUAUAUAUAUAUAUAUAUAUAUACUCGCUUACACGCACUAUUAUUGAGUUAUUAGAACUAUUUGAGGAAAGCAGAGUUAAAAUUGGUGAAGCACAGCGAGGGCUACUUGACCUUCUGUAGUUGUAUAGAUUUCUAUAUAGUAUCUGUUUGGCUGUGACCAAUUGUGCAUUA
Messenger RNA from Cornus florida, 3972 nucleotides. RefSeq lists its product as uncharacterized. Lineage: Eukaryota; Viridiplantae; Streptophyta; Magnoliopsida; Cornales; Cornaceae. The record is from RefSeq and is a predicted model, not a curated record. Bases 434 to 3496 code for a protein of 1020 amino acids. The transcript is spliced from 4 exons.